This is a messenger RNA of Ipomoea nil (Japanese morning glory), 1338 nucleotides long. Its product is annotated as CBL-interacting serine/threonine-protein kinase 7-like. The record is from RefSeq and is a predicted model, not a curated record. NCBI's taxonomy places the organism in Eukaryota, Viridiplantae, Streptophyta, Magnoliopsida, Solanales, Convolvulaceae. The transcript is spliced from 5 exons. Bases 1 to 1338 code for a protein of 445 amino acids. Gene Ontology annotation, molecular function: protein kinase activity; ATP binding. Gene Ontology annotation, biological process: protein phosphorylation; signal transduction.
AUGUCGACCGUCGCCGUCGACGUUUCUCGCUUCUUUCUGUUCGAGGUCACCGGCGAUUCGUCGGAGGUUGUUAGCUCUUCCGUGGCGGAGGAUUUCUGGGCCGACGACGAUGCGCAGUCGUGCAGCUGCGACACCUCCGACGCACAGAGCGUCCGUCUCUUCUGCCGCGACGACGGCGGAGAGGACCGGUCGGGAUCUAGCUGUUGUGUUGAGAACGACGGCGAAGAAGAAGAAGAAGAAGACGGAGACGAAGUUAACCAGAGCGAGAAUCAACAGAAACAGAAGGAAUCAUCAUUGAAGGUGCAGGACGAUUCUGUAGAGUUGUCAUUUCUAACCCACUGUGACAUCAAGCCCCAGAACCUCCUCCUCGACAAGGACGGCAAGCUCAAGAUCUCCGAUUUCGGCCUCUCCGCGCUGCCGGAGCAGAUCCGGAACGGCCUCCUCCACACCGCGUGCGGUACUCCGGCCUACACCGCCCCGGAGGUGAUGAUCAGAAAAGGCUACGACGGCGCCAAGGCCGACGCGUGGUCUUGCGGCGUCAUCCUUUUCGCCUUCCUCGCAGGGUACCUCCCAUUCGACGACAGCAAUAUAUCAAACAUGUACCGUGCAAUACGAAGCCGCGCGUUUCAGUUCCCGGAUUGGAUCACAAAGCCCACCCGGAGCAUAAUUUUCCGGCUGCUCGAUCCCAAUCCGGUAACCAGAAUGUCCAUCGAGGAACUGAUGAAGCUCCCGUGUUUGACAGACGAACAUCAAUUCGGGAACCAAGAGUUCGACAAAGAUUGCAAACACUUAACCAAAAUGAACGCAUUCGAUAUCAUUUCAAUAUCUCCCGGGUUGGAUCUAUCAGGGCUAUUCCAGGCGGGAUUGAACAAGAAAGAAAUGAGAUUCACCACAAAUUCCGAGGUAGGAGAGGUUGAGGAGAAGGUAAAGAAGAUCGGGAGUGAAGCAGGGUAUAGGGUGGAGAGGGGAAAGGGAGGGGGAAUCAGACUGGUAAAAGCAAGAGUAACGUUAAUGGUGGAAAUUCUUCAAGUGGCGCCGGAGCUAUGGCUGGUGGAGAUAAAGGUCGUCAAUGGAGAAAUGGAAUUCGAGGACACACAGUGGGAGGAGUUGCGAGAGCAACUGCCACAUCCUGAGGGUUGCACAACAGAUGAAAUCGUGAGGCUUGGGAUUUCUCAUAUGGAGGCUUUGAGUGUGAGAAGUACCGUGCCAUUACUAGUGCUUUACUACAGAGGAGCAUUGGCGGAGUUGGAAGCUCUCUACUUCAUGGAAACCUCUGCACUGGAAGACACGAAUGUGGAAAACGCCAUUGAAAUGGGUCUCCUACUCUUCUCAUAUUAA